CCCAGGUCCGGCCCACAGGGGGAGUGGUCUGGUGAUGUCGCCGUGUUUGGAGCGCUGUUUCCCGGCCAGCCUCCCAGCUGUGUGCCGCUGUGAUUUCCUCCUCUUCCUCUCCGGUACUCCCAGCAGGGCCGUGCUACCGCUGUCUCCGGUUAAAGAUGGAGCUCCGGACGAUCCUCCCCGCUCUGCUCUUCCUCUCCGCCGCCUGUCUGCAGCCGGUGUCCGGCGCGUCUUCACGGACAGGACCGAAAGUCACGGAGAAGGUGUUUUUUGACAUCACAGUGGCGGGUCACGAGGUGGGGCGCAUCGUCAUCGGCCUUUUUGGGGAGGUCGUCCCCCUCACUGUCAAUAACUUUGUUGCCCUGGCAACCGGAGAGAAAGGUUACGGCUACAAAGGGACAAAGUUCCACAGAGUCAUCAAGGACUUCAUGAUCCAGGGAGGAGACUUCACAGCUGGAGAUGGAACUGGAGGUCACAGCAUCUACGGAACGACUUUUGCAGAUGAAAACUUCAAACUGAAGCAUUUGGGAGCAGGCUGGGUGAGUAUGGCAAACGCUGGUCCUGACACCAACGGCUCACAGUUCUUCAUCCUGGCUGCCAGAGCGCCGUGGCUCGACGGGAAACACGUGGUUUUUGGGAAAGUCCUGGACGGGAUGUCUGUGUUUCACACCAUCGAGCUCCAGGACACCAACGACAGGAACCUGCCGUACACCGAGUGUGUGAUCGUCAAUAGCGGCAAGAUCCCCGUCAAAGAGCCCUUCAUCGUGGAGGUGGAGGGCUGGUAGACGCCACUGUGAGAAGGUUUACUGUACCACAAAGACAUUACAUGAUAAUUAUAUACUGGAGAUCAAUCAGAAGUCCAGUUUGCCAAAUUCACAUUCUCAUAUCAUCACUUUUACUUUUGACGUGCUAACACUAACAUGCUAGCAAGUAAAGCAUAUCAUCGUUUGAAAUAUGUUUAUACAAUACACAAGUUUCUGUAUUGAUACCAAAACUAAUUUUUUAAAGACUCUUAAGAAUAUAAAUAUGCUUUUCUUUUUUUUGUUCAACAUAACAGAAAUUUUGUCUUUAAACAAACGCAAGUGAUCAGAAAAUAUUAUUUAAACCUGGAAACAUCUGAUCAAACAAGACUAAAAAUCUGAAAAUGCAGCUCUCAAUAUUUUAGUUUUUGGACAUAUUUCAUUUGGUAGAUAAAAACAUAAACGUUCCAUAUUCAGCCCAAUUAGCAAGCUAAAAUGAACAUGGAGCAUCCUGAAUGGAAACCUGUUUACGUCCCAGCUGUGACAUGUUUGGUCCCGAUCACACAGAAGGCAUUUUGCAGGUUGCAGAACAUGAGGCAAACUGCACUGCCUUUGUUUAAAACCAAAUGCCACGAGUAAAAAAAUCGCUUGCUGCGUUUUCUUAUUGUAGCCAGGCAACCACCCCAUCACCUCCUUAUUCUAACCUUCCCAUGUAAUGAAGCUACCUUUUAUAUUUUAUUUAGUACCUAGUUCCUUAAAUGUUGAGGAACUUGCUGUAGCUCUGGUUGAGGCUGAGAGGCUGUCAGCAAAAACAGUACUUUGUUGGAUCAUGGGGAGUACCACCAGUUGGUCCAGGAGCUUCUCCUCCAUCAUGGACGUUUACAGUACUGCACUUAUCUGCUUCCACGUCUGCUGUUCUCUAUUCAGAUGGUGCUAACUGUGGUUUGUAAAGUCGUAUAGCUCUGGGUAUCCAGCAACCACUACCACCAGUUUCUCCUCCAUUGUUUACCAACUGUAAACUUGUUGUCAUGACCACCACAGAAGGCCCGCCUCUCAAAUCAUCCCAUUGGACAUUGGCAGAAAAGACGGAGAGGAUGUGGCUGUUCUGAGUUGAAGUUUUUUUCAACUCGCGGAGUUCAGAGCGCAGAAAUCCAAGUCGCGUAGAGACGCAAAAACAGCGAGCAAAAAGUUUCAUUCUCAUUAAAAACUGUUACAAAAAGCCGCCUCCUGCUGCUAAAACACUUUCUGUGUGAUCAGGCCCUUACACAGCUUUCCUUUUUUUAAAUAGUUCAGUUAACCUAGAAAAAAUAAACACGACUUCUGAUUGAUUUCCACUGUAUGCAGAGAUAAUAUAUAAAUUACAGAUUAAGCUAUGAACAGAUCAUAUGCACAUAAGAAGGGAAGAUUUUUAUCAACUUUUUGACAACAGGAAACAAAGAAAAAUUAAUUUGUGGUGACAUCGGACUUGUUAAAAGUCUAACUGGGUUUGGAGAUCAGAUUAAAUGACACAACGUUGAAUUUAUCAUAGAUAGUAAAGGAACACACAAACAUUUCCACGUCAUAGGCUACUAUUCUCUAUGCUCAGGUGAAAACCUCAUAUCUCCAAAAUGUCCGCUUUUUCAGGAUUGUAGCAAAAAUGCCACAUUUUAAACAAAAUUUUGAAAAUGAAACGACUUUACGACCGCAGGUUUUGGAUUUUCUUGUAAAGCUGGAGUGCAGAACGUUUGUCUCUCCCCUCCGGAAGCAAGAGUGAUUACAUAAACACUGUCUGUGUGUGCUUAUCAUAGAUGUAUAAUGAUACCUAGAUACCAGACCUCUAGGUGGCGCCAAGUUGCUCGCCCGGGGCAUACACCAAAAAGAGUUUCUAGCUUGUGGGUUUACUUCAACGGUAUGCAGCCCACUGAAUAUGCGCAGUGGUGUUUCACAUGCUGGCCCCAUCCAAGAGUUCCCAGUCGGCUCAUAGACUUUACAUUGUCAUGACAUUGCAGAUUUUUAAAUUGCUUUUGUCAGCUCGAGAAAAAAUUUACAAAUAUAAACCCUCCAUUGAUAAACAAUCAUAAUAGAAAGAGUCAUAAGUUACUUUGUUUGUAUGCAGUUGUAUUUUAUAAUGGUGGUCUAUGGGGGAAAUGCUUUUUGAGCUGCAGGGGAUUUACUCCUGCAAUACCACGAGCGGCCACCGAGAAACACUGAAUGAAGAAUGAAAAGCAGUGCCAAACAGAAGAAGACUUUAGAUCCAGAUUUUAGAGCGUAUACGGGCGCAUUUAUACUCCCUUCACGAAUGAAAAUAGAAACGUCUGUUUCAAACGUACUAAACGUCACUGCCCUCAUACGUCCAUGUGUCCUUUACGCUGGCAUAGAUACAGCCAAUAGAUGGCACUAGAGGGCGGAGUCAAAAGUUUCACACAACAACAAUUGAGGUGAUGGAGGAGAUCGUAACAUUGAACCUCUUAACGGAGGCGGUGUUGUAGACAGCGGUGGUCUGUGAGGCCGUUAAAUACAUCAAGAUGUGGAUGGAGAGUAUAUACUGCACUGUAUUACCAAUCGUUACAAUACACCCGUUUUAAAAUGUCUUUGUUGUGACCUACGUUUGAUUCUCGCUUGAAAUGGUAGUACGUACUCCAUUUCAAUCAGAUCUGUAAGCUUUAACAAAACAUGCACUAAUAUGAACGAAAUGAGCGCAGAGUACAGACAGAAGGCUGCAUCUGUGUCCGUAUACGUAUCUAACAUUGAGCAUAAAUGAGCCCAACUCUACUGUCAUUAAAAAAAAAACUUAUUAUUAAAUGAAGCAAUACACAUAUUGAAAAAUUUAACUCUGUGGUAUUAACUUCCUGUGUUCCUGCAUAGAUUUUUUUUAACCAUUUGCAUUUUUUUUAUUUGUGAUGCACUCCGUGUAAAACGACUUCUCAUACACAAGCGUAAUACAAACCAUCAGAACCUGGAGAUAUGAGGUUUUCAGCCUGUAGUGACACAUUGUAUGCAGAGAGGAGUUGUUGGUUUUCAUCAGGCUCACUGUGGUUCAUGCUAACGGUUCUAUACGUUAGCAUACUUGCGUAUUUAGCGGAUGGUGUCAGUUAGCAUCAUCCCUGAAACUCUGUCAAACUAAAGGAACUGUGACUCGAACAUGAUGAACCUCAUGGAGACUUGCACUCACAGAACAUGUAGCUCCUCUUAAAUGUCGUAUUGCCAAAAUCAUUCUUUAUUUGCCAAAUGAUUCUUGCACUUCCUAUGCAUCUAAUCGAUACUAACAUAUCUUCAUCACUGUUAUCAAACAUAUGCAAAAAAACUAACUCUGUAGCAAGUGUCAAAUGCCAUUCUCGUACUUUAUUUUCUAUCUUUCCAUCAUUGAAAAUGAAGAUUCCCUUUUUCAUGUUUUGAAUAAACAGGAUCUUCCUGAUGCAUUAUAUCAUGUUUGCAAAAACUACAGCACAAAUUGCACAGGAAGGAAAAAGUGUUGAGGUGGGUAUUAAUACUGUAGCUGUCCUCUUAAUGCUGAUUUAAAACGUACUUUGUGUUAGAAGUAUGAUGUUGCUGACCAUCACCAGGACAGAGGACUUAUUCCAACUGUUAAUGUUUUAUCUUUUGUUGUUUGUAAUGUUACUUUGUGAUUUCAGUUAACCCCAAACUGUCACUGUAGCAUUAUAAUCUAGAAGAGUUCUGACUGAUUUUCCUCAUCUCACUGAAGUGAGAAAUGUCUGUAACAAACAUAUCAGGAGUUCUGUUUUCAUUAUUUAUAGUAACAGCAAAGACGAGUGCCAACAGGUGUGUUUUCUACAAUAAACAAGAUGCUGUUGCAAAA
Molecule: messenger RNA, 4533 nt
Organism: Epinephelus moara (kelp grouper)
Lineage: Eukaryota; Metazoa; Chordata; Actinopteri; Perciformes; Serranidae
Gene: ppic
Product: peptidylprolyl isomerase C
Exons: 6
Coding region: 156-782 (208 amino acids)
Biological process (GO): protein folding; protein peptidyl-prolyl isomerization
Cellular component (GO): intracellular membrane-bounded organelle
Molecular function (GO): peptidyl-prolyl cis-trans isomerase activity
Source: RefSeq, a predicted model, not a curated record